AUGCGUUCGCGAUUCUUCCUUCCCAAAUUCAAUUAUAAACGUUCAUUUACGGGUUUCGCAAGAUAUUUGAGCGAUUCCUCGUCUAAAAUCUCCAAUGACUCAAUCCGCGGUACAUUUUAUAUGGAGGCCUACGGUUGUCAGAUGAAUUUUAGCGAUUCUGAGGUUGCUCAUUCCAUUCUCCAAAAUGCCCGUUUCAAGAAGGUCUCUGAUUUUCGUGAUGCUGAUACAGUACUUCUUCUUACAUGCGCUGUGCGUGAAGGUGCGGAAGAGAAAAUCUGGCGUCGAAUGAGAUAUUUGCGUUCAACACCCCGUAAGAAAGAUCACCCGGAUUUACGCAUUGGUAUUCUCGGUUGUAUGGCUGAGAGACUAAAAGAGAAACUCAUUGAAGGUCGAUUUAUUCAAGACCGAGAGGUGUCUGCAGAUUUCGUCUGUGGACCUGAUGCUUAUCGAGAUCUUCCUCUUUUAAUCGAGGAUGUUCAUGAAAGGGGAAUUAAGGGAGCCUCACUUGCUUUGUCACUUGAAGAGACCUAUGCAGACAUCAAGCCAAUUCGUCAUAUGGGUCCCUCAGCUUUUAUUUCAGUUAUGAGAGGCUGUGAUAAUAUGUGUUCCUUCUGUAUAGUUCCUUUUGUUCGUGGACGCGAACGAAGUCGGCCAUUGAAAUCCAUCAUUGAUGAGAUUCAACAAUUGUCCUCAGAAGGAGUUAAGGAAAUAACUCUGCUCGGUCAGAAUGUAAACAGCUAUCGAGACAUCUCAGCAGGAGUUGAUCCUAUCGAUUGCACUAUCGAUACUCUCGCUCCAGGAUUCAAAACAAUUUAUCGACAAAAAGUUGGUGGUUAUCGGUUUAUCAAUCUUCUUGAUGCUGCUAGUUCAGUAGAUCCGAAUAUGCGAAUCAGGUUUACAUCUCCUCAUCCAAAAGAUUUCAACACUAAUGUCCUUCAGUUGAUUGCAGAAAGACCAAAUAUUUGCUCGCAGUUGCAUCUACCUGCUCAAUCAGGUAGUUCUGUGGUUCUUGAAAGAAUGCGAAGGGGUUAUACGCGAGAAGCCUACUUGGAGUUGGUUGAACAAGCAAAAUCUAUAAUCCCAAACAUUGCCAUUUCAUCGGACUUUAUUGCUGGAUUUUGCGGUGAAACUGACGAAGAUCAUUAUCAGACCCUUUCGUUGAUUAAUCAUGUUUCCUAUGCCUAUGGAUUUUGCUUUCCAUUUAGUCUCAGAAGCAAAACUCGUGCUUUUCAUCGAUUGGUGGAUGACAUUCCCCAAGAAAUUAAAUCUACCAGACAUGAGGAGCUGAAACAUGCUUUGCGGACGUCUGCUUAUCAAUUUAAUAGGGGCUUGAUUGGUACAACCCAGCUCGCUCUUGUUGAAUCGGUUAGUAAAAGAUCGGCUUCUGAGUUGGCAGGUCGUGUUGAUGGAGGUGUUAAGGCGAUUUUCCCGAAAUUUCUUCCAGAUUCAUCUGAAAUACAAAUUGGAGACUAUGUUGCUCUGAGGAUUGAGUCGUGUACUUCACAAACACUUCGAGCAAUUCCGCUCAGAAAGACCAAUGUUGUGGAAUUCUACGGUGAAAGUCAACGCCAUCACAAUAUUAGUGCUCUGUAG
Molecule: messenger RNA, 1593 nt
Organism: Rodentolepis nana
Lineage: Eukaryota; Metazoa; Platyhelminthes; Cestoda; Cyclophyllidea; Hymenolepididae
Source: the annotation of a GenBank genome assembly